Molecule: messenger RNA, 1601 nt
Organism: Daldinia loculata
Lineage: Eukaryota; Fungi; Ascomycota; Sordariomycetes; Xylariales; Hypoxylaceae
Product: NAD(P)-binding protein
Exons: 2
Coding region: 390-1301 (303 amino acids)
Molecular function (GO): oxidoreductase activity
Source: RefSeq, a predicted model, not a curated record
GUGGGGGUGAGGUCGAUUCUCUUAAAAGAGAUCAUGUAAAUAAUUAAGGGACCAAUACAGGUACGUAGGCCGGUAAGAAGAUCUGACCAAUGUGGGAUGCUGUUUUGGUGAGGUUCUGCUAUGAUGAUAUGUCUCCAAAUCGUUUCAAGAACGAUAUUUUCCAACAUCACCGCUCCUUAUGGCGUCAGUACGCUAGGUAAUCAUCUGAGAAUGACGAUUACUAAAAGACAACAGUUUACAAGAUGGAGAACGUAGAAGUAUAAAGUCAUCUUCUCGGACGAGAAGAAAGAAGAAAUCGAAGCAUAUCCCUUCUCAUCAGUAGCAAUUACCUUCGAGACCUUGAUAAGAAACACAGCUUCUCUCAACUUUUACCUAUCCCAUCUAUCAAUAUGACUACAAUUACGAAGGUCGCCAUUGCAGGUGCCAAGGGAGAUCUUGGAGAGCCAGUGUUUGAACAACUCUUAAAGGCGGGUUUCCAAAUUACUGUUAUAACCCGCAAAGGCAGCUCUCAUAUCUGGCCGUCCAAUAUUACCGUCAAGGAAGCCAACUAUGACUCGCUCGAUUCUCUGACGGAGGCACUUCAGGGUCAAGAUGCUGUUGUCUCGACUAUUACAACUUCGUCAUUGAGCGCACAGAUCAACCUGAUUGACGCUGCAGUCAAGGCAGGGGUGAAACGCUUCAUUCCAUCCGAAUUCGGUUCCGACACUUUCAACGCAAAGGCUUCACAGCUGCCUUGCUAUAAACCCAAGAUCGAAGUCCAGCAAGCACUGAAGAAAGCAGCUGCUGAGAGCAGUCUGACGUGGACCGCUGUACUCUGCGGACCUUUCUUGGACUGGGCGAUCCGUGUCGGGUUCUUCGCUGACGUUAAGAACCGUACUAUUUCAUUGCCGGAUGGAGGAAACAACACUGCUUCGAGCACGACCCUCCCGACUGUCGGCAAGGCCGUGGUGGGUGUACUGAAGAACUUUGAACGGACCAAGAAUCGUCAAGUCUACAUCCAAGAGGCUAUCAUCACCUUGAAGCAGAUUGCGGAGAUUCUCAAGAAGUAUACCGGGACAGAAGGGUGGGUUGAGAACGUCACGUCUCUCGACGAGGGACUUCAGAAGGCUUUGGAAGAAAACAAGACAGCAUACACGCCAAAUGUCUUCAUCUCGACUCUCAGGGUAGCUAUGUGGGGUAAGGAAUACGGCGGUACCUUCCAGAAGCUUGAUAAUGAGCUACUGGGAAUCAAGCAGUUGAGCCCGGCUGAAGUGGAGGCUAUUGUGGCCAAGAACAUCCCCACGUACAACGCCGAGGGAUGAUGAGCAAUAUCGCCCUCCACGUAUGGACUACUAAUUAUUAUCCCUCGGAGAUUGUAGGGGAUAGAGCAAUAUCCUAUCCACUUUAGAUCAUGUUAGUCUUGUAGUUUGCAGUUUGAAGUAGAAUUUAGCUACCGAAUUUCCACAUAUACCGACAUAACGAAAUCGAUGAAUUGCUAUUAAAGUUGUAAGAUCGUGAACUAAUAGAAGCCCCGCGUCUAAAUUACACAGCAUUAAAUAGGGGAAAAUCAAGCGACUAUGUCCGAAAUUUACCCGUGCCAGGAAUAAAUCGAUGUAAUAAGA